GAAUGUGUCAAUAUGAACAAACGCAACUUUCGGGAAGCGUUUGGAUUUGCAAGAAACGAGGGACUUGAAAUUGGGUCCUCUCCUUUCGACAACUCUGUUGACCACCCAUCUGCUGCUGCAGAGGACAACGGGACUAAAUCAUCGAGCUCUAGGACCUUCAUUGCGCUACAAGCGUGUGAAGCAUGCCGUGCAAAGAAAACCCGCUGUGAUGAGGGUAAGCCUUGUGGAUUGUGCCAAAGUCUUGGAAUCGAAUGCCAAUACAAGGAGCGAAAAGCUACAAAGAAAGAAAUUUCUUCAGCAAUGCUCAUGAAUGGCCUGAGAAGAGUCGAAACAAGACUUGAAAGCCUGUCGCAGCAAGUUUCAGGUAUCACUUCGAGUUUGGCAUUCCAGACUUCACCUAGAACAGAAGAUGUCGUCGAUACCAAUCUUCUUCUCUCGACAGACAAUAGCAAAGCCGCAGUUGCUCACUCACCAUCUGAAUCAAGGCUCAGGCCGGCGUUGUCCUCCAUGGACGAUCUCAACCAGGAUAUUGACGUACUCGAGACUCCAGCCUCAGCAUCCAGAACAGCUAUCUCGUUCAGUCAGCAUCAUGUACUAUUUUGGCCUGCCAUUAAUACGCAAAUUACGACUGCUGUACCCUCUUUACUUUCAUCCCUGCAAAAAGAAUACGCGUCAGAUCUCGAAAUGGAGAGAGACAAAUUGACAAUGGCAACCAAUCCAUAUCCCCUGGGAGUGGGAGAUGCGUGGUUGGACAAGUUGCCCUAUUCUAUCAUCACCGCUCUGUCUGAGGUGUAUUUUGCUACUUUCAAUCUCAUGUCACCAUUGCUUGAUCAAGACGCAUAUAUCUACGACACCCUUCCCACGAUUCUCCGUGGUGGAUUUGGACAUGAUAUGUAUAGCUGUGUGGUUCUCAACGUUCUUGCGCUUGGAUGUAUGUCCGUCAAGGGAUAUCAGGAAGGGGGGUUCCCAUUACCUGCAGGUCAUGGGAGGCAAUCUAACGCAACCGAGAUAUCAUUUGAAAGUCCGGAAUGGGUUGGCAUCAUUGGCGAGGAGUAUCCGGGGUUGAGUUUCUUCAAUGAAGCUAGGAAACGAAUAGGCGCUUCGCUUUGCGAGAAUGACCUCCAGAGCUGUCAAUUCUAUCUUCUUUCGGGUAUUUAUCUGAUGCAACUCGUUCGCCCCACCGACGGAUGGGCAAUGUUCAGCAGAGCAUGCGUCUGUUGCCUGACCAUGCUGAAGAGUGACCAAACUGAUCGCGGUGAUUGGGAAGCAGACAUGCAAUGUCGAGUCUUUUGGACAACGCUGAUGUUUGAGACAAUCCUGAUUCAAGAAUUAAACUUACCUAACAGCGGUCUCCGACAAUUCGAAAACGAUGUUCCGAUUCCCAAGUUCUCUCCAUUUCCACACCGAGGCAGACAUGGCGCUCGCGCUGCUGAGAGAGUUGAGAAUGAUACAUUCUUUCAGUUCCACUUCUUAGCGCAAGUUGCUCAUCGCAUUCUAUUGAGUCGUAUUCGACAGACACUGUUCUUCUACUCCCCAUCGGAAGAAAACUUCCCACCUACAUCGCUCGUUUCUGAGUUGUAUCAUCAGCUUGAACAGUGGCGCGACAGUCUACCUGAAAGCAUCCGCAUCGAUGAGAGCGCAACACCCUCUGUCCCUAAGACACCUAUGCACGCCUUCGUACCGGCAAUAUUAUAUACUCGGUAUAAAGUUGCGAAGUUUCACCUCGGUCGUCCAUUCUUAUACAAAGCACUCCAUAACCCAUCAUCUCUAGGCGACGAUGACCUUCAAGCGUGCCACUCCAGCUUAAUUGCCGGCAUGGAUUGGCCACAUACGUCUGACAUAUGCAGAGACAUGCCAAGCCUGCAGCCACUGAAGUUCGCCACUUGCAGUCAGUACUUCGGCCAACUCCUUGUAUAUUGGGGCAUCAAAAGAUCGCCAGAUUCGCGUGUCAGAGAAGUAGUACCGGAAGGUUACGAAAGGUGGGCUUCUGAAAUGAUGGGUUUUCUGAGAGAAUGUGCUCCACAUAGCAUGACGGUUUCGCGAGACGUGGAGAUUAUAGAAGCUUUGGGUUUUGGCAAGUCCUUAAAGCUAUGAAAAGGCAUCAUAGUCUUGACAUUUGGUUUGUAAUUACGGAAUGUCCAACAAGAAGUUAGGUCGAGC
Mollisia scopiformis is the source of this 2160-nucleotide messenger RNA. Its product is annotated as C6 finger domain protein. Gene Ontology annotation, molecular function: DNA binding; DNA-binding transcription factor activity, RNA polymerase II-specific; zinc ion binding. Lineage: Eukaryota; Fungi; Ascomycota; Leotiomycetes; Helotiales; Mollisiaceae. Gene Ontology annotation, biological process: regulation of DNA-templated transcription; DNA-templated transcription. The transcript is spliced from 8 exons. The record is from RefSeq and is a predicted model, not a curated record. The coding region runs from base 13 to 2094 and encodes 693 amino acids.